Molecule: messenger RNA, 1795 nt
Organism: Oncorhynchus gorbuscha (pink salmon)
Lineage: Eukaryota; Metazoa; Chordata; Actinopteri; Salmoniformes; Salmonidae
Product: UAP56-interacting factor-like
Biological process (GO): mRNA export from nucleus
Molecular function (GO): mRNA binding
Source: RefSeq, a predicted model, not a curated record
UCACUAGUUACCACAGUCACAAAGUCUUAAGCUCCCCAUGUCUAAAAUUGAUAUUCUUAAAAUCUGAUUUUAAACCUAACAUUAGCCACACUCCUAACCUUAUACAUACCCCUAAAUUAAGACCAAAUAGCACCUUUUUUAAACGAAAAAGCACAUUUUGUCUUUGUGGCUGUUGUAUCUAGUGACAACCGUUUAGACCGGGGGGAUAUUUGACGUCACUAGAUAGCUAGGCUGGCUAGCUAGCGUGCUAAUUUUUGUGAAUUUUAUCCAGAAUAUUUUCCUGUGUGUAGCUACAGAUUUCCACAGUAUGAGCAACGUUGGUUUUUCGGCUACACGGGGGAUCAGCUCCGGCGGACCUGAUAAGGUCGACAUGUCUUUAGAUGAUAUAAUUCGUUUGAACAAGAAAGGGCAACAAGCAAGGAGGCCGGGCCCGGGGAACCGCAGGCCACUACAGAAGGGGAAGGUCUUUGUCCAAGGGAAGCCAGUUGGAGCGAGGACCAGGGGACAGACUCAAAGACGAGGUGGUAUAACAAGAGGUGCGAUAACGAGAGCGGGUUUUGGAAGAGGCCGAAAGAUUCCCCCUCCGGUUGGUCGACGCCGGGAUCAAGGGGUUAUCACUGGACUGGCAGCCCGGAAGACUGCAGCACUACAGAAAGGCAUCAGUCCGCUCAACCGACCUGCUAUCAACCGGAAGUUACAGCCCUUCAACAACCAAUCAUGGAGCUUCAACAACCAAUCAUGGAGCUUCAACAACCAAUCACGGCCCUUCAACAACCAAUCACGGCCUUUUAUCCAACCAGCCCAAUACAGACAGGUGCAAGGCCAAAGGAGGCCCUACAGACAGACAGACGUACAGAGCGCCGACUCGACGAGACCCUUUCAGCAGCGGAGACGGCCCUUGCCCCCUGUCCAAACCCAGAGAGAAGCCCGCCAGGCCACGUUUCUCUCCCGCAGGGGCCUCAAGGUUCACGCCCAGGUCCCGAAGCCGACUUUAACCUCUAUAUCCCCUGCCCCAGUUAGAACCCGCCAGUGGCGCACGUCAACAAACAGCAGUGGGAUCCUGACCGUUUCCAUCAACAACCCCACUGCCAUGACACAGUCUGAGCCUCCUUGUGCUUGGUCCCUGCACCCCUCGGCCCCCACCAGCUCUGCCCCAGUCAAGAUAAAGGUGGAAGAGGAGAAGAAAACGGAACCACCUAAAGGAGUCCCCUUGCAGUUUGACAUCAACAGUGUGUGGAAACCGACUGCGAUGACUUUGAAUGAGCGAUUCCGCAUCCUGAAAGACGAGCGCGUCGCCACUGCGCAGACCAGCAAAGGCAGCCGAUUCAUCACUGUGGGUUAAGACAAUGACGCAAAGGAGAAGGGGGAUCCCCAAAAGCUUUGUGUCCCAGACAGACACACACACACACACACAUACACACACACACAGAUCCCCACCUAUCUGAUGAUAUAGAACCGUUUUAAAAGGAUCCUGAGUGAUUUUCCUUAUGGAGCAGACUUGGGGUAGAAAGAGAAUGAUGCAUUCUCAGUAGGAUGAGCCUAGUAUGCUGAUAUUUGUUGCUUACUUGCAUUCAUUUUUAUGAAAACAGUAGGCAUACGUUCUAAAUUGUAUGCCGUUUGAGUAAAUAUUAGGCAAACCAGAUUUGGACACCGCCUUUUUGAUGUAAAAUAAUUAUGGUAGAAUGUUUUUUAUAUGUAUAGAUAUGGGAUACGGUUCUAUAGGAAAUGUUAUACUUUAAAAUGUUUUCAUACUAACUACAAAGUAAUUUUGUUGAAUAAACCCCUAAUUAACGUA